AAAACCAACCACUCCCACAAAUAUUUCAUUUUAUUUAUCCCUAAAGUGCCCCCACACACAUUACACACACUGAUUACUCUGUAUCACACCUUUUCUCCUCUUCCUCAUUUCCUCUCUCCCAUGGAGAACCAGAAACUUACCGAGCGUUCCUCAAGUUCUGCGAGGAGGAGCUUGAAGAGAAAGUUAGAGGAAGAUCUCCAAGACGAUCGUAAGGUUUCUCCUUCUAUAUCUUCCGAAGAUGGUCAUCAAGAUCUGGAACGUGAAGUUCGUACACAGGUCGAGAUUCUUGAGUCAUCUUUUUCUUCAUCUGAGUCAGAUCGAGCCUCUUCCAAACGCGCUAUACAUGUUCUCUCUGAAUUUGCUAAAAACGAGGAAAUUGUGAACGUAAUUGUAGAUUGUGGCGCUGUUCCGGCUUUGGUGCAGCAUCUACAGGCGCCGCCUCUUGUAAGUGAAGGUGAAGGUAGUCACAUCCCAUACGAACACGAGGUUGAGAAAGGAAGUGCUUUUACGCUUGGACUUCUUGCUAUAAAACCGGAGCACCAACAACUGAUUGUUGAUGCUGGAGCUUUGCCUCAUCUUGUUAAUUUGCUGAAGAGGCAUAGAGAUGCUCAGAAUUCUCGAGCAGUCAAUGGUGUUAUUCGGCGCGCAGCUGAUGCAGUAACAAAUCUUGCUCAUGAAAACAGUAGCAUCAAAACUCGUGUUAGGGUUGAAGGUGGCAUCCCUCCACUUGUUGAGUUGCUUGAGUUUGUUGAUUCAAAGGUGCAGAGAGCAGCUGCAGGAUCCUUACGAACGUUAGCAUUUAAGAAUGAUGAAAACAAAAAUCAGAUUGUGGAAUGCAGUGCACUCCCUACUCUUAUACUAAUGCUUCGGUCUGAAGAUACUGCUAUACACUAUGAAGCGGUUGGAGUCAUUGGUAAUCUGGUACACUCGUCACCAAAUAUCAAGAAAGAAGUUCUUCUUGCAGGAGCUUUACAACCUGUAAUCGGGUUGCUUAGUUCCUCCUGUUCAGAGAGCCAAAGGGAAGCUGCUUUACUGCUAGGACAAUUUGCAGCAACUGAUUCAGACUGUAAGAUUCAUAUUGUUCAAAGAGGUGCAGUUCCACCAUUAAUUGAGAUGCUUCAAUCUCCAGAUGCUCAACUUAGGGAAAUGUCGGCCUUUGCUUUAGGAAGGUUGGCGCAGGACACACACAAUCAGGCUGGUAUUGCUCACUGUGGUGGAAUUAUCCCAUUGUUGAAGCUCCUUGAUUCAAAAAAUGGAUCAUUACAACAUAAUGCUGCAUUCGCUCUUUAUGGGCUUGCUGAUAAUGAGGACAAUGUUGCUGAUCUUAUAAAGGUCGGAGGUGUUCAAAAGCUCCAGGAUGGAGAAUUUAUUGUCCAACCAACUAGAGAUUGUGUGGCGAAGACAUUGAAGAGAUUAGAAGAGAAGAUCCAUGGUCGAAUAUUGGGCCAUCUGUUAUAUUUGAUGCGUAUUGGGGAGAAGGUUAUUCAGAGACGAGUUGCUUUAGCCCUUGCCCAUCUUUGCGCACCAGAUGACCAAAAGAUCAUUUUCAUUGAUAACAGUGGAUUAGAAUUGCUUUUGGAGCUCUUUGACUCAACAAACUUGAAACACAAAAGAGAUGGCUCUGCAGCUUUAUGCAAAUUGGCUAAUAAAGCUAGCUCACUUUCACAAGUCGAUGCUGCUCCUCCUUCCCCAGUACCUCAGGUCUAUCUGGGCGAACAAUAUGUAAAUAAUUCUACACUAUCUGAUGUAACAUUUUUAGUUGAGGGCAAACGGUUUUAUGCCCAUAGGAUUUGUUUACUAGCUUCUUCUGAUGCAUUUCGAGCUAUGUUUGAUGGUGGCUACCGGGAGAGAGAUGCCAAAGACAUCGAAAUCCCAAAUAUCCGAUGGGACGUUUUUGAGUUGAUGAUGAGGUACAUAUACACAGGAUCUGUUGAUGUUAAUUUGGAUGUUGCACAAGAUCUUCUAAGAGCUGCAGACCAGUAUCUAUUAGAGGGCCUUAAACGUCUUUGCGAGUAUGCCAUCGCACAAGAUAUAUCUGUGGAAAGUGUCUCUCUCAUGUUCGAAUUGUCAGAGGCAUUUAACGCUUUGACUUUGCGUAAUGCUUGCAUUCUAUUCAUUUUGGAAAAGUUUGACCAAUUAAGUGUUAUGCCAUGGUAUUCGCAUUUGAUUCAACGUGUAUUACCUGAAACUCGAAGUUACUUUGAAAGGGUGCUUACCAGGGCUAUUCAAAAUGACAUGCGAGUCUAGAUGUUUCAGAUUCAGUUUUGUUUUUUUAUUAAUUGUAACCGGGGGAAGGUAGUAUGUACAGGAGUGGUUACUAUUGUAAUAGUCUCAAAAUGAGCGCUAAUGUAAAAUUUACUCAAAGAUGCACUAAUUUUAGAUCUUUGGGUCAACUUAGCUUAUAUGGUUUCAACGCCUGCUAUGUUUGAUGUGGUGAAAGAAUGAGUAUCUACAUUGAAAAUCUUUAUAUAGUGGGUGUGGUAGUGAGAUUCUUAUAGAAUCCUUCCGAGUUUUACACUAAACUUGAUGUUAGAUUAUUCAUUUUAAUGUUGGUAACCAAUA
Messenger RNA from Solanum lycopersicum (tomato), 2562 nucleotides. RefSeq names its product ARM REPEAT PROTEIN INTERACTING WITH ABF2-like. Gene Ontology annotation, molecular function: protein binding. The record is from RefSeq and is a predicted model, not a curated record. NCBI's taxonomy places the organism in Eukaryota, Viridiplantae, Streptophyta, Magnoliopsida, Solanales, Solanaceae.